Anopheles coluzzii is the source of this 5621-nucleotide messenger RNA. RefSeq lists its product as uncharacterized. Lineage: Eukaryota; Metazoa; Arthropoda; Insecta; Diptera; Culicidae. Gene Ontology annotation, molecular function: alcohol-forming very long-chain fatty acyl-CoA reductase (NADP+) activity. Bases 331 to 4959 code for a protein of 1542 amino acids. Gene Ontology annotation, biological process: long-chain fatty-acyl-CoA metabolic process. Gene Ontology annotation, cellular component: peroxisome. The record is from RefSeq and is a predicted model, not a curated record. The transcript is spliced from 15 exons.
GGCGUGAGAAUCAGCAACCGCGCUUCUCUCGCUUGCAACAGAUCUCUCCAAUUCUUCUGCCCAGGAGCCGAUCGAUCAACAACAAAACGUGUUGCUGCGCCCCACAGACCCACUAGCCGGACUGGGUCGCGCGCGGGAUUGUGCGUUGCGCCAAUGCGUACCUUUAUUUCCGUAUUGUGCGUGGUAGUAUAAAGGCUCGCUCCAGAACGGAGGCUCCGAUCAGUGCUUUUGCAGCCUUCCGGUGAUCGGUAGAUUUCGAAAGUUUGUACUGUGGUUUUAGGGAAGAAUCCUGAAUAGUGGUUGUGCAGCAGUUGUGAAAAGUGCAGUACGAUGAAUACGGAAACGAUCGAUACGGGACCAGUGUUGGAGGGUGCGCUGAAUGUGGCCGAGUUCUAUCGUGACGCGACCGUGCUGGUUACCGGUGGCACCGGCUUUAUCGGCAAAGUGUUGGUGGAGAAGCUGCUGCGUUGCUUUGAGGUGAAGAAGAUCUUUCUGCUGAUCCGGCGCAAAGCGAACGUCAGUGCGACGGAUCGUCUCCAGCAGAUGUUGGAAGGACCGAUUUUCGACACAAUCCGUAGCACGGCACCGGAUGCGAAGGAGCGCUUCGCGAAGGUCGUAGCAAUGGAUGCCGCAUUCGAUCGCGAGGACAUUGUGGAUGACGUCGACAAGACGAAACUUUGUAACGAAGUGCAGAUCGUUUUCCACGUGAUGGCCUCGAUCCGGUUCAACGAGGUGCUGGACGAAGCGAUCGCGAUCAACGUCACCUCAGCGCAGCGGCUGUACGCCCUCGCCAGCUCGAUGGCGGAACUGCGCUCGAUUGUGCACGUGUCGACGUUCUACGCGAACUGCGAUCGGCCCUACAUCGAGGAGCGCAUCUAUGACGACGUACCGUACGGAGGGCUCGAGCACAUCCAGCUAUUCUUCAAGAGCCUCAGCGUGGAGGAGAAGGAACGCAUGACGCGGGUGGUGCUGGGCAAUAUGCCCAACUCGUACGUGUUUAGCAAAAAGUGUGCGGAGGCCAUGAUUGGCCGCGAGUUUGGCCAUCUGCCGAUUGGGAUCUUCCGGCCGCCGAUCGUGAUCUCGAGCUACCGCGAGCCGGAACCGGGCUGGGUGGACUGUUUCCACGGAGCCACCGGAUUGUGCGUGCCGGUCGUCCUGGGCAAGACGAUGUGGUACUAUGGGAAGCCGGAGGUAAAGCCGUUCAUGUCGCCGGUCGAUCAUACGGUGUCGGGGAUGUUGGCGGCGGCGUGCGACAUCUAUCGCCGACAGUGCACCAUUCUGCCGGUGGAAAAGCCGGUCCCGGUGUAUAACUUUACGUUCGAGAAGAACCGGUUCGCUUACGGCGAUAUGGUGGAGCUGGUCUGCUCUGGUUUGCCGAACGUGCUCGAUCGAUGGCUGAGUCGCAUCAAAUGCCGCAUCAGUCCUUGGAAAAUAUUUCCCCAAAUGCUGCUCUGGCUGAUGACGCUCCAGGCACGCAUUGCCGAUGAAAUUCUGGCCUGGUUCGGCAAGCGGGGCAGCAACGUGAAAAUUGUGUCCGCCAUUACGACACUCUCCAACGCGGUCGAGUACUUCCGCUGUCACAUGUGGACCAUGGACAACAGCAACGUGAAGCGGAUGCUGUCACUGCUAUCCCGAGACGACGCCAAGAGGUUGGACUUUGAUGGCGAGCAGAUCGACUGGCGAGACUACCACAAAUCGUACGCCAAGGGCAUUGCGAUGGAGCUGAUGAGGAAGAACGAUCGCCGGAAGUCGUCGAUGGCUUCGAACAGAGCUCCUAACAUGGAUAUCCCAGGGAGUACUCUCACAGAAUCCAGCAAACAGUUAAACGUUUUGGAGUUUUACCGUGACGCCGUGGUGCUCGUUACCGGCGGUACCGGAUUUCUCGGCAAAGUGCUGGUGGAAAAGCUGCUCCGAAGCAUGGCCGUCAAGAAGGUGGUGCUGCUUGUGCGGGAAAAGCGUGGCACCAGCGUACCCGAGCGAUUGCGUCAGCUGAUUUCCGAUCCAAUAUUCGAUAAGAUACGAGAGUCUGAAGUGCAUCCCAGCAAAGUGUUCGCAAAGUUGGAAGCCAUUGAAACUGAUUUUACGACAGAUGAGUUCGUAAAGGAACCUUACAAAACGGAUCUACUCAACGAGACACAGAUCGUUUUCCAUGUCAUGGCUACGGUAAGGUUUGACAUGUCGUUUCAAACCGUUUUGGACACCAAUGUGACCAGUCCCGAACGGCUGUACACCUUCCUACGGCAAGCGCGCCAUCUGAAGGCGAUCGUACACGUCUCCACCUUCUACUCGAACUGCGACCGAGCCCACAUCGAAGAGUGCGUGUACGAUGACAUACGGUACGGCGGCUGGGACCACAUUCGACGCAUUCUGGAACCGCUGACGGAGGCGGAAAAGGCCAAACUGAUGCCCUCGAUCAUUGCUCCACUGCCCAACAACUACACGUUUAGCAAGAAGUGUGCGGAGGUGAUGAUACAGAAGCGCUUCUCCGACCUACCGAUUGGUAUCUUCCGCCCACCGAUUGUGACGCCCGGCUACCGAGAGCCCGUGCCCGGUUGGGUCGAUAGCCUGCAGGGUGUGACAGCGUUGUGCAUUCCGAUACUGAAACAACGGCUGCUUUGGUACUACGGGGAUCCUACUGCGUGUCCGGCAUUGGUACCGGUGGACUACUGCAUUGCCGGCCUGAUCACUGCCGCCUGUGACGUGAGCCAUCGGCAGGAGGAAAAGCGUGUGCUGGAAUCGUUCGAUCGACAGGGUGCUGAGCCACCGGUGUACAACUUUUACUUCGACAAGCAGCUCAUCUCCUGGCAGCAGUUUAUUGGACUUGUUGGGGCGAGUCUUCCAACCCAUAGUGGACGACUGUUUAGAAAUGUUCGUAUGCGGCUAACCCGUUGUCGAAUUCUGUCGCUCAUUACGUUCUGGUGGAUGUACCUUCUUGCCUACAUUGCGGACUUUUUCCUGACAAUUCUGAAAAAGCCAAAAAGUAAUUUUAGAAUGGCGACGGGUCUGAAAACGCUGGCCGACGUCUCCGAACACUUUCGAUGCCUCACGUGGACAGCACGAAACGAUAACGUCAAGCGCAUGAGGCAAUUGCUUUCCAGGGCGGAUGAAGCAGUGCUCGAUUUUGAUGUCGAUCAAAUUGACCUGGUAGAGUACUACAAACAUUAUACGUCUGGGCUGUUUGAUCUGCUGAAGAGAAAAGAGCUUCAGCGAAUACAGAAAAAGAAGCUUGAAUGUGCUAUUUCGCGCCUCAUUAGUCCCUCGUUAGCAACGAGCCGUCGCGCCGGCAAAGAGCGAGCGAGCGAUCGAGCGCCAACCGCACACCGACGCACACAUCAAAACCAUAACCCCGUCACCAUAGGGCCUAUCAGGGUGCAGCGCCAGGAGCCAGGUGCAGCGGUUCGGACGCAUCUUCACAACGGCCACGGCAACGGCACGAAGAUGAGUGACACCUGCGGCUCGAAGGUGAUCGAGUUCUACCAGGACUCGGUCGUGCUGAUCACCGGCGCGAGCGGCUUCCUCGGCAAGGUGCUGCUCGAGAAGCUGCUCCGCUGUCUGGAGGCGCGCAAGAUAUACGUGCUGAUACGCCGGAAGCGCGACUACAGUGCACAGAUGCGGCUGGAGCAGAUUCUUAAGUCGAUGUUAUUCGACCGUGUUCGGAACGAGACCAAGGCAGCGAAGGCCCUGUUCGACAAGAUCGAGGCGGUCGAGGUAAACUUCGAGCGGGACGAUCUCGGACUGGAGCCGGCGCUGCGCGAUCGGCUCCGGCAGGAGGUGGAGGUCGCGUUCAAUCUGCUCGCCUCGGUCAACUUUAACGAGGCGCUCGACCAGGCGCUGGAAACGAACGUCGAGUGUACGCGGCGCGUGCUCAACCUGCUCAGCGGCGCCCGGCGCAUCAAGUCCGUCAUCCACGUGUCGACGUUCUACUCGAACUGCAACCGGACGCUGAUCGAGGAGAAGAUCUACGACGACAUCGGGUUCGGCGGGUACGACAACAUCAAGAGCACGUUCGCGAAGCUGCAGGACGAUCACAAACAGUUCCUGUCGCCGGUCGUGCUCGGCACCUUCCCGAACUCGUACACGUUCAGCAAAAAGUGCGCCGAGGUGGUGGUGCGCGACAAGUUCGGCCAUCUGCCGGUGGGCAUCUUUCGGCCACCGAUAGUGACCUCCAGCUACCGGGAGCCCGUACCUGGAUGGGUCGAUAACUUCAACGGUCCGAGCGGCAUGGUGGUGCCACUGUCCCAGGGGCUGUACAGUGCCGCCCUGCUCGAUCCCAAAAAGAAGCCGUUCAUCGUACCGGUCGACUUCUGCGUCAAUGCGCUGCUGGUGUGCGCGCACGACGUGAGCAAGUCGAGCGUCACCAAGAGCAUUCCCGUGUACAACUACACCGACGACUGCAACCUCUGGACCUGGGACCAGGUGAUCAACGGAUUCUUCAGCGGACUCGGACCAAUCCGGAAACUAGUGGCAAAAUACUUCACCGGCACAAUCACGGUCAACCCGGUGCGGUACGCAAUAUGCAAGCGAAUCAUGAUGUUCCAGGCCUUCUGUUUGGAUCUGAUCCGCACAUUCAGUGGAAAGGAAAAAAUUAUGCAACGAUUGUUCUCCAAGAUGGUGACGCUGAGCGAAGUGUUGCGCUUCUUCUGCCUGAACGACUGGAAGAUGACGAACGACAACAUCCGCCGGAUCAGCGACGAGAUGUCCCCGCUCGAGGCGGAGAUGUUCCCGCUCGACAUCAGGAAGAUCGACUGGACCGAGUACUACCGGAACUUUGUGCCGGGCGUGAUCAAGUACGCGGUGCAGCCGCGCAGCCCGCGCAGUCCCAGCAUCGCGGAGCGGAAGCUGAAGGAGUCGAAGGUGCGGGAAACGAAAAAGCUCAACAGCGGCCUGUUCUACCUGCUGUGGAGCUCCGUGUUUAUUAUUGCGCUGAAGAUAUUCAAAAACCUCUUCAACAAGGUGUGAAGAACUUUCCAACUCCAAGUACGCUUCCAAUUUAUUUAGGGUUCAAUUUAAGACGGAAAAUGGGACACGAACACUCAAACCCACACAUACACGUAAAGACACACACACACACACACACACACACACACAUACAAGCUGCAAUCACAAGUACAUGCUGAUAAAUAGGGGUAGUAGGUAAUAAGGCAAAUGGCGCAGAAGUAUAGAGGUCCUGCCAAUAAAAGACACGUCGCAAAUUCACGUCGCCGCAAAUGCGCUUGCGCAACCAGCAAACGAGCCAGCCAGCGGGCAAGCAGCAACUAUUUACUAAAACGCAUAGUAAUCAAGCAACAACAACAAAAAACAACAUGCAUAACCGCGAAAGAAAGAAUUAUAAAAGUAAUGCAAGCAAACAAACAAACAAACAUAACGGUAACGGAAAACAUCAAACAACACGGAACAACAACAUCAACAAGACAACAACAUCAUUUAAAGUAUAGAAUAAUAAUUACAAGCAAAACAAAAACAAGAACAAAAAAAAGAAGAAAACCAACAAAAAACAACUUUGCCACUAGCUACGUAGAGCUAAGGAUACCUGAAGUUCAGUGACAGAGAUUUUUUUCCAACAAAUGAUAACGAUUAAAUUAAUUAAUGAAUAAAAUAAACAUUUUGUAGGCUUUUUUGUA